This is a messenger RNA of Ostertagia ostertagi, 1827 nucleotides long. Lineage: Eukaryota; Metazoa; Nematoda; Chromadorea; Rhabditida; Trichostrongylidae. The record is from the annotation of a GenBank genome assembly.
UAUCCUUGGGGAUCUGAAGCUUUUGAAAAAGCAAAGCAGUUGGGUCGUCCAAUCUUUCUUUCAGUUGGGUACUCAACUUGUCAUUGGUGUCAUGUUAUGGAAAAGGAAUCGUUUGAGAAUGAAGAGAUUGCUCGCCAAUUGAACAAGGAUUUCAUUUGCAUAAAGGUUGAUCGAGAAGAACGUCCUGAUGUUGAUAAGUUGUACAUGGCUUUUAUCCAGGCAACCACUGGAUCUGGCGGAUGGCCGAUGACCGUGUUUCUCACGCCAGAAUUGGAUCCAAUAACGGGUGGGACAUACUUCCCACCGCGUGACUCGCUCGGAAGCUUGGGACUACCUUCAGUUCUGAAAAUUGUUUCAGAAAAGUGGAACAACGAGCGCUCCCGAAAGGCCAUUGGUGAGCAUGGGCAGAAGAUUACUGAUGCUAUGAAGAGCGGUGCAACGUAUGCACAUGGUGACAGUCCUCCUUUCGAUACAGUCGCAAAUGGCGCAUUCCAGUAUAAAGUAUCAAGUUUCGAUGAAAUUUAUGGGGGAUUUGGACAGGACUCGGAACGAGAAAUUUGCCGUCACAUGCUAGAUGCCACUCUGGAUGGAAUGAAUAAAGGCGGUAUUCAUGACCAUAUCGGGAAGGGCUUUCACCGCUAUUCGGUUGACGAGGAGUGGCACGUGCCCCAUUUCGAGAAGAUGUUGUAUGAUCAAUCCCAGCUACUGUCGUCUUUUGGUAACAAAUUCAACGGCGUUGUAGCAGGAUAUCCGCCUACUACCAUGGAACGGUGCCUAUCAACAAGAGUGGAAUCGGAGUCUGAACAUGGCAGAACGACGCUUCAAUUCGAAGAAAAUAAUGAAGGUGGAUUUUACGCUGCAGAAGAUGCUGACUCUCUCCCAACUGGUAAUGCCAGCGAGAAGAAAGAAGGAGCGUUUUGUGUGUGGGAAAUGUCGGAAAUCAGUGAAUUAUUGAAGGAUUUAAAAAUUGAGGACAAGGAUGCUGUAAAUCUUUUUUGUCGAUACUACGAUGUUCAUGAGAAAGGGAACGUGAGCCGAUCCAAGCUGAUUUUGGCCGAGGCACGCUCUAAGCGACCUGCACCUCACCUGGAUUCGAAAAUGGUUUGCUCUUGGCAAGGACUGGCUAUAUCUGGAUUUGUGAAGGCAUCGAUUGCGUUAGCGUGUCAGGAUUACCUUGAGCGAGCCAAGAAGACAGUCGAUUUUGUAAAGCGCUAUCUGAUGGAUGAAAAGGGACAGCUGUUGCGAGCAGCCUAUAGAGGAGAUGAUGGCAACGUGGAGACUACUAGUACUCCAACGCAUGCAUUCUCCGACGACUAUGCUUUCCUCAUUCAAGGUCUUCUGGACCUCUACCAAGCUACUGCAGCUGUACAGUAUUUGGAAAUGGCUGAGCGUUUGCAAAAUGAGAUGGACUCUCUGUUCUGGGAUUCUGAGAACGAAAGCGGUUAUUAUAUUGCCAGUGAACAAGCUGAUGUGAAAGUCCGCGUUAUGGAAGAUCAGGACGGUGCCGAACCUUGUGCUAAUUCAGUGGCCGUGGGAAAUCUAGUGCGUCUAUUCGAUAUUCUUGAUAUUGUUGUUGUUGGUGAAGCGUCGAAUGAAAUCGUGAAGAGUUUCCAAAAAGAAAUAAAUGCCCACUAUAUUUGGAACAGCUUGGUCGUGUCCUUGGAUCCCAGUGUUGAUAACUCCUAUUUUACUGAGCGAUCUCCAGUUUAUGCGGAAAUGCUGAAAAGAGGGGAACCAACUGUGUUCAUUUGUAGCAAUUUCACUUGCGGUCCUCCAAUAACUUCUGUGGACGAAUUAAAAGAGGCAGUAAAGCGGCUGGUCGAGUGA